AUGGCCAAAUAUUCCGAGCUCCCGUUCAACGUGACCGAGCGCAUCAUUGAUGGACAAUAUAUUCGAGAAUACCCGGCUGCGACUGUUUCCCAAGAUUCCUUGAAACUUGCGGUAAAGAAGUAUACGCCAGUGGACAACCCGAACCCCCAGCCUGGCGAUGUAACUUUCAUUGGGGCGCACGGCGCCGGCUUCCUGAAGGAGCUAUACGAACCUCUAUGGGAAGAUCUACUCAUCCAAAGUGGAAAGGAUGGCUUUCGGAUUCGAGCGGUGUGGAUCGCAGAUACGGCGAAUCUAGGUGCAAGUGGCAUCCACAACGAAGAAAUCCUCGGCAAUGACCCAUCGUGGUUCGACCAUAGCCGUGAUCUUAUGUGCAUGAUCAACCACUUCCGCGACGAAAUGCCACAGCCCAUCAUUGGUAUCGGACACAGUAUGGGUGCAGGUCAACUUGUUCUCCUAUCUCUCAUGCACCCUCGUCUAUUUGCAUCAUUGAUCCUGGUGGAACCAGUGAUCGCAAAGGACAUUUUCUCUGGCUAUGCUCCCCAAUUGACGCUCAUGUCUUUGAAGCAGCGAGACACCUGGCCAUCGAAAUCUGCAGCCAUCCAGGCUGCCAGCAAGACAUACAAACGAUGGGAUUCGCGGGUCCUGGAACGAUGGAACAAACAUGGAUACCGCAGUCUACCGGCACCGGCCUAUCCACAGAAAUAUCCAGAGAACAGCCAAAGUGACCCUCCGGUCACACUGAAGAACUCGAAAUACCAGGAAGUCCUACAUUAUCUCCGACCGAACUAUAGCGGCAAAAGUCCCCCAGAGCAAGGAGAUCCCAGGAACGAUGCAGCCUACGACCCUGUCUUCUACCCUGACAUCAUAGGCCCAGCCUAUGCAACUAGUCCUUUCUACCGGAGUGAGGGACCCAUUGCAUGGAAGAUGGUCAAGCAUGUUCGCCCGCCACUUCUCUAUGUAUUUGGAGAGAAGAGCCCGAUGUCAACACCAGAGAAACGGGCAGGGCUUUUGAAACGAACGGGCACAGGACUGGGUGGAAAUGGCGGAGCCAAACGUGCUCGGGUAAAAGAGGUGGUCAUUCAAGGUACUGGGCAUAUGCUGCCGCUGGAAAUGGUUGCAGAGACAGCUAAUGCUGUUGGUCCUUGGGUUGCUCAAGAAAUAGACCAGUGGCAGGAAAUUCAGACGCGCAUGGCGCAGAAAUGGAAAAACUGCAGCGUGGAGGAGAGAUUGAAGAUCUCGGAAAAAUGGAUGCCUAUAUUGGAGGACCUUUUGAAACCUGAUGAGCAGAAGAGGGGCUCGAGGCUUUAG
Messenger RNA from Penicillium antarcticum, 1308 nucleotides. RefSeq lists its product as uncharacterized. The coding region runs from base 1 to 1308 and encodes 435 amino acids. The record is from RefSeq and is a predicted model, not a curated record. The transcript has 4 exons. Lineage: Eukaryota; Fungi; Ascomycota; Eurotiomycetes; Eurotiales; Aspergillaceae.